Messenger RNA from Arvicanthis niloticus (Nile rat), 2152 nucleotides. RefSeq names its product cell growth regulator with EF-hand domain 1 (gene Cgref1). Gene Ontology annotation, molecular function: calcium ion binding. The record is from RefSeq and is a predicted model, not a curated record. Lineage: Eukaryota; Metazoa; Chordata; Mammalia; Rodentia; Muridae.
GUCGCUCGCUCCGGACUCUGCCCGGGUUUGGGCGGCGGCUGCUGCCGGGAGGGCGACGUGGAAUGGCCACGUGGAGCCGCCCGGGGGAGGGCCGGCUGCGGGCAGCCGGGCGAGGGCGGCGCGGUGCCUAUAGCGCGCACGAAGCCGGAGCCCCAGUCGCUCACAGCGCCGCCGCAGCAGCUCCAGUCUCCAGCAGGAUGUCCCAGUGGCUGAUGCAAGCGUGGGUGCUGCCACUCUUGUUGCUCCCUUUGGGUCAAGCUGCUCCCAAGGAUGGAGUUGCAAGGUUGGACCCUGAGGUACAACAGCAGCUCACGCCCAACCCCUUCCAGCCAGGCCCUGAGCAGCUCCGACAUCUGCAGAAUUAUCUCAAAGGACUAGAGAAGAUGGAAGAGGAUCCUGAGCAUAUGAGCCGGGAGCAAGUUCUGCUCUCGCUCUUUGCUCUUCACGACUAUGACCAGAAUGGACAGCUGGAUGGCCUGGAGCUAUUGUCCAUGCUGACAGCAGCUCUGGCCCCUGAAGCUGCACACUUUCCCAUCAACCCGGUGAUCCUGGUAGUAGACACGGUGCUUGAGACUCAGGACCUGGAUGGCGAUGGGCUCAUGAGUCCUGCAGAGCUUAUCAACUUCCCAGGAGAAGCCCCCAAGCACGCAGAGUCCCUUCUCCCAGCUCUCCAGGAGCCGCGACCUGCUGGAAGUCAGCCGCUUUUAGCCAACAGUCCAUUGCAAUCAGAAACCCAGCAACCCCUGGGGAUUGCUAAAGAAGAAAUUAUGGGUCAGGUAGAGGCCAAAAGGGCAUCCUUGGAACCUGAACAGGAGGCUGGAAAUCAGAUAGAGGCUAAAGUAGAUACCCUAAGCCCUGAAGGAGAGGCUGGGGCUCAGGCAGAGUCUGAAGGAGAUGUCCCAGGUCCCGGAGAGGAUGCUGAGGGACAGGUGGAGAGCAAGGACAAUGAAGGAGAAACCAAAAAACUGCCUGUGGAAACACUGGAGACCCUAAACACUCCAAAUGAGGUUGAGACUCAUAGCAUCCAACUGGAGAACGAUGAGAUAUGAGCCAGAUUGCAUAGGCUCAAGCCCCUCAGAAUCUCAGUGCAGAGCAGAAGCAUGAAGUAUGAAAUGGUGGGAUUAGAGCCACCUCUGACAUGAGGACGGUGAUGCAAGCUAGUAAUCCCAGAAGCAUUGAGAGCUCUGGGCUAGCCUAGGCCACAUAGCAAGUUUGAAGCCAGGCUGGGCUACUUCGUAAGACCCUGUCUCGACGAGGGAAAAAAAGCACUCCCAUGUCUCCUUUCUGGCUUCAGUAGGAAGCAGGACUUUCUGUGCAGCUCAGGGAGACCAUAAGCUGAGAGGCAUCUUUCAGGCCCCAAACAACCAAUAAAGAACAGAAUGACUUCAUCUCCAUAGCCAUGUGUCCUUGGUCCAGCCUACCCAGAUCUUUCCCCUCAGAACACAAGGGUUUGGGGACUGGAAAAACCUCUUGAGGAGAUGGAGACCCAGCUUUCCCAGGGUUUCUGCCCAGGAAUACUGAGACAAACUAGCCACAGCCAGCUGCAACAACCCUAAGAAAAAGCUCAGUCAGUGGUGGUACAGGCCUUUAAUCCCAGCACUUAGGAGGCAGAGGCAGGCAGAUCUCUGUGAGUUCGAGGCCAGCUGGUCUACAGUGUGGGUUCCAGGACACACUGAGCUGUUAUAAAGAGAAACCCUUUCUCAAAAAAAAAAAAUCAACCCAAAAUACUACUAUUAAUAAUAAUAAAGAUAAAAGAAAGGAAGGCUAGCUAGCUUAGUCUAUCCUGGAAGCACAACACUCUCCUGGAGUUCUCUCUCCACUUCCUGUUCAGGCCUCUCCUCCCUGCAGCUCAAGGCAGACAAUAGUCCCCACUCUCCUGUAUGGAUCCACACUCCUAGUAAUGGCAUUAGUAACCAUCCUCUCCCUCUUUCUUCUCUUCAUCUUCUUCCUCCUCCUUCUGAGAACCUAGUGCACACUAGACACCAGGCUGACAUUUUAAGAUAGCAUUUUAUCUGAUUUUUAUCCUCACAACCAGCAAACAUCAACUCCAUUUGACAGAUGGGAGGCUGAAGACAACGGAGCUAAGCAAGGCACCCUAAGGUGGCACACACCUACACAUCUUACUUGAUAUUAAAUAUCUUACUUGAACUCA